UGCUGGAGGUGUCGGUGCUGAACACCGAGGGGCCCCUCCAGGAGCUCGUGUUCCCGCAGGAGCUGGGGGGUGACGGCUCCAUCCAGCUCUCGGCCAGCACCCUCAAACAGAACAGCAGGAACGGGGUGGUGAAGGUUGUCUUCAUCCUGUACAACAACCUGGGGCUGUUCCUGCCCACCGAGAACGCGACCGUGCGGCUCGGGGGGGACGGGGGGCCCCGCGCCCCCCAGCUCGUGGUCAACUCCCAGGUCAUCGCCGCCUCCAUCAACAAAGAGUCCAGCAGGGUCUUCCUGCGGGACCCCGUGGUCUUCACCCUGCCCCACCUGGAGACCAAGAACCACUUUGGGGCCAACUGCUCCUUCUGGAACUACUCGGAGCGCUCCAUGGCCGGGCACUGGUCGAGCCAGGGCUGCCGCCUGCUGCGCUCCAACGGCACCCACAGCUCGUGCGCCUGCAGCCACCUGACCAACUUCGCCCUGCUGAUGGCCCGGAGCCAGAGCUUCCCGGGGCGGCUGAACGAGGUGCUGCUGUCGGUGAUCACCUGGGCAGGGAUCCUGGUGGCCCUGCUGUGCCUGGGCCUGUCCAUCUCGGCCUUCUGCUGCCUGCGGGGGCUGCCCUCGGAGCGCACCACCAUCCACAAGAACCUCUGCAUCAGCCUCUUCCUCGCCGAGCUGCUCUUCCUCGUGGGCAUCGACAAGACGCAGUACCAGGUGGCCUGUCCCAUCUUCGCCGUGCUGCUGCACUAUUUCUUCCUGGCGUCGUUCUCGUGGCUGUGCCUGGAGGGGGUUCACCUGUACCUGCUGCUGCUCGAGGUGUUCGACAGCGACCCCGCCCGCCGCAAGUACUACUACGCGGGGGGGUACUUCUUCCCCGCCGUCGUGGUGGCCGUGGCCGCCGCCGUGGACCACCGCAGCUACGGCACCGACCAGGCGUGCUGGCUGCGGGUGGACAAUUAUUUCAUCUGGAGCUUCAUCGGGCCUGUGGCCUUCGUCAUCCUCGUGACGCUGGUGUUCCUGCUGGUGACCCUGCACAAGAUGCUGCGCAGCUCGGCCGCCCUCAAACCUGACUCCAGCCGCCUGGACAGCAUCAGGUCGUGGGCGCUGGGGGCCAUCGCGCUGCUGCUGCUGCUGGGGCUCACCUGGGCCUUCGGGCUCCUCUUCGUCACCCGCGAGUCUGUGCUGACGGCGUCGCUGUUCACGGCCUGCAACGCCCUGCAGGGCACCUUCAUCUUCCUCUUCCACUGCGCCCUCCAGAAGAAGGUGCACCGGGAGCUCAGCAAGUGCCUGCGGCACUCGGGGUGUUGCCUCAGGGGCCCCCCCGGCACCUCCCUGGGCGCCCUCAAACCCUCGGCCGCCCGCGCCCACCCCCGGUACUACAGCGGCACCCAGAGCCGGAUCCGGAGGAUGUGGAACGACACGGUCCGGAAACAGACGGAGUCCAGUUUUAUGGGGGGGGACCUGAACAGCACCCCAACCUUGAACCGAGGGUCGCACCUCCUGCCCAACCCGGUGCUGCCGCCGCGGGGGGGGUCCAGCCCCUACAACACCCUCCUGGCCGAGGGGGGGGGCUUCACCCCCGCCUCCCCCCCUGCCUUCACUGCCCCAGAGGGGGACAGCCCCGAGACCUUCGGGGGGCCCGAGGGGGGCGCGGGGGGCGCCGAGCCCGACGGGCAGAUGCAGCUCGUGACCAGCCUGACCCCCACCCUGCGUGAGGAGGCAGCACCGAGCAACGAGCAGGCCUGGCACGAGGACAUGGCCGCCGCCAGAGGGGACAGCCCGUCCCCGGGCCCGGCCUUGCACGAGGAGCCGCGGUGGCACCGGGCCGCGGUGUCACACCAGGAGCCGCGGUGGCACCGGGCCGCGGUGUCACACGAAGACCUGGCUUUGCACAAGGGCCUUGCACAAGGAUCUGGCGCCACACAUGUAAAUGGACCCCCCUACCUGGGGGGGCCCCCCCGCGCACCCCCCCCCAACCGCCGGCACAGCCCCGAGACCUUCGGGGGGCCCGAGGGGGGCGCGGGGGGCGCCGAGCCCGACGGGCAGAUGCAGCUCGUGACCAGCCUGUGA
Molecule: messenger RNA, 2066 nt
Organism: Passer montanus (Eurasian tree sparrow)
Lineage: Eukaryota; Metazoa; Chordata; Aves; Passeriformes; Passeridae
Product: adhesion G protein-coupled receptor L1-like
Exons: 15
Biological process (GO): adenylate cyclase-activating G protein-coupled receptor signaling pathway; heterophilic cell-cell adhesion; cell surface receptor signaling pathway
Cellular component (GO): presynaptic membrane; axon; postsynaptic density
Molecular function (GO): G protein-coupled receptor activity; latrotoxin receptor activity
Source: RefSeq, a predicted model, not a curated record